AGACAGACGGAUGUGAUCAACACACUACCACAUUUGGGAUUAUAGCGAUUUUUAUAGAUCAACAGGAAAGAAUCGAAGCGAAAGGAGAACAAACUUUAAGGAACUAACAAACCUGCACGGAUUGACGGGAGGACUGGAGGAAGCGGAGAGAGGAAGAGGGCAGAAUGGAUAAACCAAACACAAUUUGAGGGGUGAAUUUGAACAACUGACUUUUUUUUUUGCAGUCGGUCUGCUGCCAGGCCUCAGACCUGCUAGGAUCGAGUUGCUGGUGUUCACCAACCCACAGUCAUUUUCUCAGCGCCAGCCAGUUGACCGGUGAAGUCAGCGCUGUAGGGAAGAUUGGCGAUGAUCCACUUUCUGCCUCGCCAGAAGUGUCGGGGCCAUCGCCGUUAGAGCUCCUUGUGUUUGCAGUGGCUCAGACAGUGAGAGUGUGUAGUAAUCCUAAAGAUGACACCCGCACUUUAUUCCAUCAGAUAGCGCUCAGUGAAGUGUGCGGUGAAGCUCAUCACGCUUUGUCUCUUCACUACAAACACACAUAUUUAACAAAUAUACAAACACACCGACGAUGCAUUGGAUCCUGACAAUCAGAGGAGCUCUGUCCGGACCUUAAACACAGCAGACUUUCAGAUCAGUGUGUAUGAGUGUGUGUGUAUCUGGAGGGCACCCGGUGGAGCAUGUUUGAAAGGUAGAGUAAGGCAGGUUGAUGCUGCGCGAAUACACUUUUUGAUAGGCUGUGAUUAUUCUGAGUAGUCUAGAAUUACCAUGUCAAAUCACUGUCCAUUUACGCUACAGUGUGUACAUGAUAGCGUAUCAAAAGAGUUCUCUCAUUCAAGCGAAUAAUGGUAGAUACCUUGUGUGAGUAAUGCGCAAGUCUCUGGGGUAAAGUAGCAGACUGAAAUGUGUAAUAUUUGAAACUAAAGCGUCUGACUGCUGUGUGUUCCUAGCAGGUUGGUUAUUCUACACAGGGCCAGCAUUUCCACUCUCUGUCUUUAUAGAGCAGUACUCGAGCUCAAUGGAUUUUAUUUAACCUUAGCUAUCUCCAGAUGGGUUGUAGUGAGAUAGUGUUUCUCUCCAGAGGCCUGGCUGGUUUGGUUAUAGCUCAAAGGGAACAUUGACUCCUGCCCGCCGAUUUGUCGAGUGAGAAGUGCGGGAAACCCUGUUUUACUAUUCAAUACAAUACAAUGUCUUCAAGGGUUAACAAUGUUGCCCUAUAUUUCUCUGUCUCUCCUUGAGGGCAUGGCAAUGUAGGUAGAUAGCUCUGUUUCAAAAGUUAGCACUCAGUCAACAUCAGUAGAAAUACACUUGACUCAGCCUGUAUCCGACUGAAAUAUUGUAUUAUUGAUGUUUUCUUUUCCUUAGAGCAGUGCGGUUUGACCUACACGAGACAAGCAGUCUGUUGUUGUGGUUAAUUGUGUGGCUGAUGUGAAGGGCGCUGAACUAGCUUAGCUCCAACUUUGACACUGCAGCGUAGCCCACACUUACUGAUGAGCUAAUUAAGUUGUCCUUCAUUUGGUUAAAAAUCACAGCUGACAUAACUGAAUUCCCUCUCUGGUAUAGAGCAUAGUAUUUCAUGUCUGCUUUGAUCACAUUUGGCAUUGGUUUUUGUGGUUUAUUGAUCUGAGGCACCAGUCUCAGGAGGCUCAGAGCACUGUGGUAGAAAAAUAGGUAGCCUAGCAGUGUUUGCUUUGUUUUUGUUUUGCUUUGAUGGAACUGAGCAGCUUCUGCACUGUAUUGGUUUAAGACAAUUCAUGUCAGUUAUUUCUAAGCAGCACAAGGUGCUAAAGUCAACAGUGGUACUCUCUGUUUCUCUAUGCUUUUCACUGUGUGCAUUGUGAUACAGUGUCUAAAUCGCUAGCUCUGUUAGCGCCCUGAGCGCUAGCCAAGUGUCUAGUGGAUAGCGUGCAAGCCCUGGCUACAGUUCAUUUAUUUGUGACUUAGCAUCUAAAGCAGUUUCUUUGCAUGUGUUGUGUUCCAGUUAGCACAUAAGAGUCCUUUCUUUAAGUGUCCUCAAACAACAACUUCUGUCUGAUUGUAAUGCAGUAAAACCGGGCAGUUAGCCUGUGCACGUGUCUGCAGCAUCACAGUUGAGGACAUACACAGUGUUAGUGUGUGUGUGUGUGUGUUUGUUUGUGGACUAGCUUGUCUUUAGCAGUGCAUGCAGGGUCACAGAGGAGCCAUUGAUCAAACGUGCACAUCCACACACACACUCAAACAUACACACACAGCUUCUAAAUACACAAUGAAGCCUGUCCGGAGCUCUGUCCUCUGUCGCCUCCUCCCUACACCCUUCUCUCCGGCCCUAUGCAGCCUGGUCCUGGUCCUGCUCUGCCUUACUCCCCGUUGUCAGGCGGUGCAGGCGGAGAAUGUGACAGUCUUGGAGGGAGGUACGGCCCAGAUCUCCUGCCGCCUGCAGAACUACGAUGGAUCAAUCGUGGUUAUCCAGAAUCCCCGCCGGCAGACGCUCUUCUUCAACGGCACGCGAGCCCUGAAGGACGACCGUUUCCAGAUGGUGCUCUUCACCCCGAGGCUGGUGCGCAUCACUUUGACCAACGUCAGCGUGUCGGACGAGGGCGGCUACUUCUGCCAGCUCUACACGGACGCCACUCACCACCAGGUGGCGACGCUCUCCGUCUCCGUGCCCCCGGAGACGCCCACGGUGGAGGUGAAGCAGGAGGCCGUGGAGGGGGGGGAAGUGGAGCUCAGCUGUGUGUCCCCACGCAGCAAGCCGGCCGCCACACUGCGCUGGAUGCGUAACGGACGGGCGAUUCCAGGUGUGGUAUCCCAGCAGGACAACGCCAAGACGUUCAGCGUGUCCAGCACCAUCCGGAUCCCCGUGGAAAGGAAAGACAACGGGGCGGCGCUGAGCUGCGAGGCGUCUCACCCGGCGCUCAGCGGGCAGAAGAGGAUCCGACACUAUCGCCUGGAUGUGUAUUUUGCACCAACAGUGAGAAUUGUUCCUCCACCUGGAAUUAUGCGAGAGGGCGACUCGCUCAGCUUGACCUGCUCCGUCACUGGGAACCCUCUGCCCAGGAACAUCCAGUGGUCCAAGAUUAACGACACCUUACCAGAGAGAGCAGAGAUUUCCGGCCCCAACUUUCAGAUUUCCCGCCUCAGCCAAUUACACAACGGGACGUACUUGUGCCAGGCCCAGAACAACUUUGGACGCGCUGCCGAUCAUUACACCCUGCUGGUGUACGAACCCGGUGCAGUGGUAGAGACUCACAGUGCAGUACCAUAUGCAGUGAUAGGGGGCGUUCUGGCACUGCUGGUUUUCACCGUCAUCUGUGUCCUCAUCGUCACCAUCUGGUGCUCCGUUCGACAGAAAGGUUCCUAUCUUACCCAUGAGGCCAGUGGGUUGGAUGAACAUGGUGAGGUGCAGGAAGCUUUCCUCAAUGGGAACGACGCCAGCCAGGGCAAGAAGGAGUACCUACUGUAGCCCCUAUCCCCUUCUCUUCUGACCUCAAUCCCCCUUAUCCCUUCCCUACCCUGUGUCCCAUCUUAUAUACAGUAUACACACACACACACACACACACACACACACACACACACACACACACACACACACACACACACACACACACACACACACACACUAUACAAUACAAGCGCCAUUACAGGCAGCCUUUUGAAAACGACUGUAUACAGAUACUGCACACAGCCAAUCCAUCCCGCUUCAUUCUACUCCACAGCCUCCAUGCACACACACCCAGAGGCAGACUGAGAAAAAGAGAGCCUAUACACCCAGCAGCCAGUAACGACUGUGCCAUAUACUGUAAGUCGGAGAUACUAGGGAGAAUGGAGAGAGCGGGGCCGGGGUGAAUGUAGACAAUAACGAAAUGAUGCCGUUAUUAUUUUUGAUCAAGGUGGAAGUGGGGAGCACAAAGAAAACAGGCACUCUGCCCGUUCAGCCGCCAAAAGUGGAAGGGGAAUUAGAGGCAGAUGAGUGCUAUAAUUCCAUGCCUGAAGAAAACCAUUUAUUUCACAAAGCUCAAUCUUUAACUGAUGGAGACACGGGGAGGGGAGGGGGAAAUGAGGAGGGGUUGACCAGAAGCUAUCGAGUGAUACACGGUAGAAAAUUGAAUUUUUUUAAAUUGUCAGAACAUCUUUCCUACAGAGUGCAACUCGUAUAUAAUUCCCUACCAACACUGGAGUGUUUAAACCCAGAGUCCCAGGAAGUAUUCAAAGUUUUGACGAAACGUACUCCCUACCCAAUAAUUGGUAAAAAAAAAAAAAAAAGGAAUCCUAUUUUAAAGGAGGUUCUCUUUUUUAAUUGAAUUAAUUCUCUUCCUUCCUCUACAUUCACCUGUUACAGUCAUCUCCCCCGCUCCAUUAUAUCUCGCUUUUUUCUCCGUCUGCCCCCCCCAAUCGCUCCUCCUUUGUUGGCUCCUAAUAAUGUAAGGAUUAGUGUUGGGCUUCGUUCCCAACAAAGACGAAAGGAAUAUGACUUGCUAAGGCAUUAAAGAAAGGCUUAAUUAUUUUAGAAUGUCAUUAAGAGGAUAGAAAGGUUUAAAAGUCUUGAUAAGAAGGGCAAGGGGGAGUGAAGGAAUGAGAAAUAAAAAACGGAUGGAUAUUUUUUCUGAAUGCUACCACACAUAUGCAGAUACAUGCACUCAUUCAUACGUACAGUACACAUGUUGACAGAACCAGUAUACAUAUCUCUGAAGUACGUAUUUGUAUAAAAAAUAGAACAUCUACAUAAAUUAAAUGAAACUUUUAAGAAAAAAAAAUCUGUUUACUAUUGAAACACAUUAUGAAGCAUCUAUACUAACACAGAAUAUUAGCCUAUAGAGGUGCAAAGCCGAACAAACCACUGUCCAGUGAUCUUUAAAGAAAAUAAAGAAAAGAAUAAAAAAAAAUAUCAUUGUCUUUAUGAGAAACCAGAGGUCUUAUCGAUUUUUUAAUUAUUAUUAUUAUUUGAACAAUUAUGAUUGUUGUUAAUGUUAUUAUUGCCGUUGUUAUUAUUAUAAUUGUAAAUGUUAAAGAAAUGUACACUUCCCAUGGUUUGUUUUUGGUUCUACUGUAGAGAAAUUGCUGUCUUUUUUCACUCUUACCUUUCCUCUCUUUCCCUUUCUCUCUCUUCGUCUCCUGUGCCUAGUCGUCUCUUCUCCUGUCUUUCACUACUGUUUACUUUAGAGUCCAUGUGUCAUUGUUGAUAUAUAGCUAACUAUUUCUUUAUAGGGGAAAGAUACAAAGCACGAUAAAAUAAAAAAGAAUUCAAAAAUAA
Messenger RNA from Notothenia coriiceps (black rockcod), 5224 nucleotides. It is a transcript of the gene cadm4, whose product is annotated as cell adhesion molecule 4. The coding region runs from base 2156 to 3436 and encodes 426 amino acids. Gene Ontology annotation, molecular function: vascular endothelial growth factor receptor 2 binding. Gene Ontology annotation, biological process: regulation of Rac protein signal transduction; regulation of wound healing; homophilic cell-cell adhesion. The transcript is spliced from 8 exons. Lineage: Eukaryota; Metazoa; Chordata; Actinopteri; Perciformes; Nototheniidae. Gene Ontology annotation, cellular component: cell-cell contact zone. The record is from RefSeq and is a predicted model, not a curated record.